AUGGACGAGCCAACACUAGUGAUUCCUAUCUGCCACUACGCGCCCAAGGCAUUUGUUAUCACAGGUGACAUCGCCCAGAAGCCUCCUCACCUGACCAUGGAGCAUGAUCUCGGCCCUGGAAAGAUUUCAACCAAUCCGUUUGUACUUCACCUUUUUCGAUUUGAUGCCGAGCCCACCUUACUGGCGACCAGAUCAUUUCUACAACGCAAUGAUUCGGAGAAUUCAUACCACGAAGUCUCCAAGUUCAACGCUUCUCUGUCGGAUGGGUGUCUGAUGGGAUUCGCAUGUCGGCAUCUGAUCUCUAUUGGCUUUGAGAAAAUCGGAAACCAGAUAUCCCUUGCCAAGCACGUCCAUAACUAUUUGGAUAGAGCAUUAUGGGCAUUCAAGCCUUACUAUUACGAAAACGGCGAGAUAUGGAACUAUGUGAUAUUCUACUGGUUCCCGGAUAUAUUCAGCCAGAACCAGGCAAAGAAGGUGAGAAUCUGA
Fusarium pseudograminearum CS3096 is the source of this 486-nucleotide messenger RNA. RefSeq lists its product as uncharacterized. The record is from RefSeq and is a predicted model, not a curated record. Lineage: Eukaryota; Fungi; Ascomycota; Sordariomycetes; Hypocreales; Nectriaceae. The coding region runs from base 1 to 486 and encodes 161 amino acids. The transcript is spliced from 2 exons.